AUGUUAACCAAGACGUCUACAUUUUCUCGCUGCAGACAUUUCUUAAAGUCUUUACACAACCAGAAACAACCUGGUCUAACUAGCCUGUGCGAGACCACCACAAUGGAAUCUAGUCCGAGCAACAGCCAAGAUAUUUUACUCAAAAUACAUAAAUCAUCAAUCUAUGUUGAUCCAGAAGAGUUUCUUGAACAAGAUGCCGAGAACAACAUCGACCUAUGUGAAAUACAAUCGGUUGUUGGAGUCUAUCAUAUGGAAACAGAGACAGAUACAGAAAAUACAUCUAUGCAUUGCAGUAGUCCUAUAACUAUAUCAUCAAUGGACUUUUUAACUGAGAUACCAGACGCAGCUGCACCCAGUUCAACUAAUGGAUAUUCUAAUUUCUACCUAAAAUUACCCAAUGGCAAUUGGCAAGUACGCUGUCGAGACCAACACCGUACAAUUGUCAUGAGCUAUGAAGUUCAAAUUUAUACACAAAAACCUUAA
Phycomyces blakesleeanus NRRL 1555(-) is the source of this 483-nucleotide messenger RNA. RefSeq lists its product as hypothetical. The record is from RefSeq and is a predicted model, not a curated record. NCBI's taxonomy places the organism in Eukaryota, Fungi, Mucoromycota, Mucoromycetes, Mucorales, Phycomycetaceae. The transcript is spliced from 2 exons. Bases 1 to 483 code for a protein of 160 amino acids.